GCUAGGGACUGGAGCUAGAGCCUCCAUCCCCUCUCCACCCAGCUAGAGGUGAUGUCUCACCGAGUCCCUAGACUGACCACAGAUUUUCUCCUUUGCGCUCCUGGUCACCUAUUUCUUUUUCAGAACCUCUGGGAUGAAGAUUUGCCACCAUGCUGCUCAAUCUCCUGGCAGCUAUGGACAUUAUUUACAACUACGUGUGCACCAUUGCUAUUCGAGUUUCCAACUUCUUCCAAACGAACCUUGAACUGAUCCCCGUUCUGGCCCAGGACAUCUAUUCUAAGGACAAUGGUUAUGAAGCAGUCCUGAAGGCCACGCUAUACCUCGUGCUCUUCAUCUUGUUCAUGAUACGUCUGCGCAAGCUCUGGGCUAGGAUUCAGCACAUGGCCAGGAUACUGAGACAAUUAUGGCAGAUGUGGUUCUGGGGAAGAAAUAUUCAUCGUUGGGCCAGAAACCCCAGGCAUCGGCAUCGCCAUAUUGAGGCUUUCAGAUUACGAUGGCGGAGGGCUUCUCCAGUCCGGGCACUCCAGCUUUUACAAGUCAACCGAGCUGAACAAAAUUUGCAGCAGUUUCAAGUCAACCCCGCUGAACCUCACUUCCCGAGCCUCCCUAAUUAUAACAUCCAGCAGAGGCCACAGCGGGAAUGGGAGCGAGAGCAGCAGGGGGAACAGCAGCGAGAACAUCACCGCCAUCAUCACCACCAUCACCGACACCACCACCAUCGUCGUCGUCAGAAUUGUGAGCACACUACCGAGCCGGUCACUUUCCAUCAGAGCCCUCCUCGCACCCGUGCCAUCACUAGCCACAUCAUCCAGGUUCCAAACACCAGAAUCAGGUUCCAUCGUAACAUUCAUAACGCACGGAUUUCAACCACAAACAGCAGGAAGCUAGUGAGAGUGAAGAGGAGACAGGCUAUUCAGUCACCAAGACAGGCUAAGCAAGCACCAAGGCAGGAUGUGGAUCUCCAACAGCAAAUCAGGAACAUCUGUGUGCUCACAAUAAUGAUGUUCUCUGUCUACUGCAUAUACCUGUACCUUCACGUCAUCAAAUAAAAUGAUCCUGGGUGAAACUACUCCAAAA
Molecule: messenger RNA, 1077 nt
Organism: Antechinus flavipes (yellow-footed antechinus)
Lineage: Eukaryota; Metazoa; Chordata; Mammalia; Dasyuromorphia; Dasyuridae
Exons: 2
Coding region: 150-1049 (299 amino acids)
Source: RefSeq, a predicted model, not a curated record